This is a messenger RNA of Octopus bimaculoides (California two-spot octopus), 3569 nucleotides long. RefSeq lists its product as uncharacterized. Lineage: Eukaryota; Metazoa; Mollusca; Cephalopoda; Octopoda; Octopodidae. The record is from RefSeq and is a predicted model, not a curated record.
GGCAAGUGAAAAGAAAAGAAAGAAAACAGAAAGACAGCAAGAGUAGGAGGCAGGAACAGGAGUAGGAGCAGUGAGCGUAUAAGGCAGAAAAGGAGGGGGGAAGAGAAAAAGAAGAAGAAGAGAGAGUGUGUCUGCUCUUCGGAUCAGCUUGUAGAUGGAUCGUUCUUGGUUAUAGUUGUUAAAAGCCUUUUCUUUUUUUUUUUUUACUUGGUUGGAGUGAGAAGGAAAACACACACGUUUUGCUCCAUAGCACUCACUUGGAUCUACUACUAUUAUUUACUACUUUUCAUCGAAGCUUGUUUUGUUUUGUUUUUUUUGUCUUUUUACAAUACCAAAAUUUUAUCGACAGUAAGUCGCUGGAUUCGUUUGGGAGAAGUUUUCUACCUUAAUAACAACAUAUAUAUAUACACAUAUGUACAGAUGUAUAGAUGCUGAAAAGCAUCAAGUGGCUCCAAUAACUAUAUGACAGCAUGGAACCUAUACAGUAUUAGAAAUGGAAUAUAAAUCAUUCAAAUGUACCGCCAUAAUAAAGUUCUACUUGUCAUAAUGACUCCAUCUGAAGAAACACAAUAGCAGCCAUGUUGGGGCAACAAAUCCAUUUAUUCAGCUAAUAGCCAAGAUUUACUUUCGAUCGAAAACAACAAAUUCAAGAACAUAACAAGAUAGAGGCUCUUAAAACUAUGGCAGCUGUCAAACGGAUUAAGGUUUAUAUCACAAUUCUAAAGAGUGGAUAUUUAACCAAAGUGAACCAGGGGAAUCUGAGUUCCUUAAAUCUUAUGUCAAACCGAAAUGUUGUCCGAUGGUUUAUAUUUGGUUUACGGAACAAAGUAUUACCAUUUCUUGAAACUUAUGACACAUCUGAGAAUUGGAAGAAGAAAAAGCCUCUUCAUUAUUAUGACUUAGCGGAAUGUAAGCAAAUCACAUACAACGCAGGGAGUCACCUUACGAAUUAUUCAUUUUGUUUGUUGUUACCUGACAAGGUUUUAGAGCUGAAAGCAAAAAAUAGACAAGAAAUGAUGGAAUGGGUACGAAUAUUGGAGAAGACACUGAGUUCUUUGGGCUUAAUUCAGGCUGAUUCUAAGGAGCAUAUCUAUGUCCUGGACCCUUUGCCACCACCAACUCUGCGUAACAAGGAAGAGACACCUCCUUCAUCCGUUUCAUCCCCUAACAGAUACAGCUCUUCCUCGUUGUCGUCCCUGGAACUAAACUUUCCCGAACACCAACCACCACCUCCGCCACGCCCCAUCGAAUUAAUCAUGGAGUCACUACCCGCAACCCCACCACGAACUUCCCCGCCUCCAAUCUCCACCGUACUAACACCGCCUCCACCUCCCCCACUCCUACCACCUACAGGUGCCCCUCCACCACUGCCACUAACAACACCUCCACCACUGACAUCACCUCCGCCUCCACUGCUGCCUACAUCACCAUCACCGUCAUCAUCAGUGCCACAGACUCUCUCUGCAGCUGCUGCGGCAGCAGUUGUCACAACCAAACUAGCUCCAGGACAACAUUUAGACACCAGCAUCUCAACAGAAUCCCCACCUAUUCCAUUACGGGAAAAUAAACGCAAUUUGAUGAAUAGAAACAUUACACACCGGUUCUCCUUUUCUGAUUUUGGUACAGUUCAAACUAACAUUCCUUCUACGUCUCAUUUGGCGGCAUUACAUCCUGAAAUAAAUAAAAGAGCUCUUCGGGUAAAAUCUGAAGUUUAUCACAACACACCGCCAUCAUAUCAUUCUGUGGUGUCCCGAGAGAAUUCAGAAAGCAAUGAAAUCGUAUAUGUCAGCGACAGAGACAAUAAUUUUCAAUGCAGGGAACAAAAUGACAAAACAUUCGGUGGGUCAAGAGACAGUAUAGAAAGCGAGCAUUCUUGGGAAGGAGAUAACAUAUAUGGCUAUACUUGUGAUGGACGUACUUUGAUCCCCAAUUCCAAGACCGAUCUUGUUUAUUCUUACCCAGCUAAUUUCAAAGUUUGUGAUUUUCAGAAGUAUGUCAUUCAUAGAUCUCAAGAAUUAACCACUUCUGAUGAUAAUACUUCAUUUCAUCAAAAGAAAUAUUUGAAAGAUAGCGCCAGUGAAGAAACCAAUGCUAAUUCUGCUGUGUUACCAUCUUCUACAAACUUUUUUCCAGAUUCUUCACCUUUUAAAUGUGCUAGUUCUCCCACGUCACCACAAUCGAAAAAAUAUCAUAAACUCUCUUCUCGGGAAAUGAAAGAAAUUGACUCACUGCCAUGGUUUCCUGGUUUCGGUGCCAAACCAGACCAAAGCCGUCUUUCAUCAUCAAUGUUUAAUUCUUCAAGUUCUGGUGUAAGUUAUGAACUUCAGUUAGAGAAUGCUGAGCAAAAUGCUACAAACAUCAUUAACAAUAAUGUGACGUGCACCUCAUGCAAACAUAGAAAUUGUCUUUCUUCUGCCAAUUUCCCAAAGAAUGGUAUUAAUUCAAUUGCUAAACCAGAACAAAUACUUUACAAUAGGGAAUUCCUUUCAGAAAACCUUGAUCGGUUGAGCUUAGCUCCAAAUAAUCAAAAUUCAAGAUAUUCAAACAGUAAUAUCAGUUCAGAUGACGACCUUCACAUGCAAAACAGCCAACAUAUGCAAAACAGCCAACAUAUGCAAAACAGCCAACAUGUGCAAAACAGCCAACAUGUGCAAAAUAGCCAACAUGUGCAAAAUAGCCAACAUGUGCAAAACACGCAACAUUCAGCACCGGUAGCUUUACCUCCUCAACCCCAAAUCCCUGCUAAACCACCUGUAAAUAUUCCUCCUGCGCAAGAAGAGCCUGAAGAUGUUAUGCCUCCUUUACCUCCUCCUCGAAUACCCAGACGUAGUGAUAUCUUUCCUCCACGGAGACCACCCCGUCCUAACAGCUUUGUUCCUAAAUCUCGCGAUCAGCAAACUGAGAACGAUUUAGAAACUGCUUCUUCGGAUGAAAGCUUGGACAAUGCUCCUCAUUUUGUUACAAAUCUAGCCAUGAGUCAAGUUUUACAACUCAAAGAAGAGCUCAAAAAAACAAAUGGCUUGACAAUUUCUGUAUCUCGAACAGAUAUAUAUAACAUUGCUUUCGUGGAAUAUGCUAAGAAAAUUUGGGUUGCUGGCUGGAAUCAAAGAGAAUGCCCUAAUCUUUACCAUAUUUUACAUGUUGGGGAUGAACUUCUCUGCUUGAACAAAGUCACUGUUGAUUCUAUAUCUUGGUUAAAAUCCCUUAUAAAAAAAUCAAACCAGUUUGAUUUGGAAAUAAAAAGAAUACCAAAGGGUCAAUUAUAUAUAAUCAAAAAAGAAGUUGAAGGACAGUCCCUUGGUAUACAAAAUGAUUCCAAAACCGGAGAAAUUCUUUCUGUUGAACCUUCGGGCUUAGCUGGCAGACAAGGCAUGCAAUCAACUCCAGGUAACAAGACGAAAGAUAAACUGAAUCACUGGGUAUUCACAGAAAUUAACAGUCGACCAUUAAAUCUGUUUGCAAAUUACACACAGUGUUCAUGGCGUCAAAAUGAAGAUCUGAUGAAAGACUUUGAAAUCCAAAAAGUAGGAGAAAAAUUUUCAAAUAUAAAUUAAGUGGAAGCAUAUGAA